Messenger RNA from Penaeus vannamei (Pacific white shrimp), 494 nucleotides. RefSeq names its product cuticle protein CP575-like. NCBI's taxonomy places the organism in Eukaryota, Metazoa, Arthropoda, Malacostraca, Decapoda, Penaeidae. The record is from RefSeq and is a predicted model, not a curated record.
UACAGUUCUCUGCCUGUUAGCACCGGGACCUCACUUAACUACAACCAAGAUGAAGGUUAUGCUCCUUGUUCUCCUUGGCCUGGCCGCCCUCGCCGCCGCCCGCCCCGAUGAGAUCCUCGACUUCGAGGGCGACGACGCCGAGCACGACCAGGAGGGCGAGCCGGGCAAGGCCGUCACCGGAGAGUACAAGUGGGAGAGCCCCGAGGGCAUCGAGUUCGUGGUGAAGUACAUCGCCGACGACAAGGGCUUCCGCGUGCUCGAGUCCAACGCCGUGCCCUCCGCCGGCGGCGUCCGCGCUGACGGCGAGCAGGCCGACCUCGACGGAGACUCCGAGGAAGAGGAAGAAGACGACAAGUAAAUCCGAUGAAGAUGAAGAUCGGGUUGCGCGGAUAUUCGUCUUGGACCUUAUUGCAUCAUCACAUUUAAUUUAAUUGAUCAUCUCGCAUUUCAUGUGAUUUCACGUCAGUGUAAAUAAAUUUUGACUACGAAAGGAA